AUGGACCAGCCAUCUCCCGCCGAGGACUACUAUAACCUAGGCGACUACCGUCGCAAUGUGAGCACAACAAAUGAAGAUGCCCAACUAUGGUUUAGUCGGGGCUUGAUCUGGGCCUACGCCUUCAACCACGCAGAAUCCAUCCGAUGCUUCGAAAAGGUCGUCGAAUUCGACCGGACGUGCGUCAUGGGAUACUGGGGCAUUGCCUUUGCCCUGGGUCCGAACUAUAACAAGCCAUGGCAGCUAUUCGACGGAGAAGAUCUGUCCGCCACCACGAGUCGCGCCCAUCGCGCGAUCCUAGAGGCCAAGAAGCACGCUCCCACCGCGACGCCGUUGGAGAAUGCUCUUAUCGAUGCACUGCAGCACCGGUAUCCCCAAGAACAGCCCAUAGAAGACUGCACGGAAUGGGAUAAGAAUUAUGCCGAGGCAAUGACAUCAGUGUACAAUGAUUACCCGGAUGACCUCGACGUGACCGCGCUGUACUGCGAUGCGCUGAUGAACCUGACCCCAUGGGGUCUGUGGGACGUGAAGACCGGCGAGGUGGCGCCAGGUGCGAAAACACUGGAAGCGGAAAAGGCGCUGAAUCGAGUCUUUGAACAAGCCGACUCCUAUGAUCAUCCCGGCGUCCUGCAUCUCUACAUCCAUUUGAUGGAAAUGUCCCCCAUUCCUGAACUUGCCCUGCCGAAAUCCAACUCUCUUCGCGGCCUUGUACCAGACGCUGGUCAUCUGGAGCACAUGUCGUCCCAUAUUGACGUCCUGUGUGGCGGUUACAAAAACGCAGUGGCGGCUAAUACCUCUGCAAUCCGCGCAGACGAGAAGUUCCUCGCCAACCAGCCCCUGGGCCAUUUUUAUAAUCUUUACCGUGCGCAUGAUUAUCAUUUCAGGAUUUAUGCUGCUAUGCUGGGCGGUCGAUCGAAGGUCGCACUCGAGUCUGGGGCCGAGCUCGCCCGGAUAAUCACUGAGCCUCUCCUCCGCAUCCAGUCGCCGCCGAUGGCGGACUGGCUGGAGGGCUUUAUCUCCGUGCAAAUGCAUGUGUUUGUGCGCUUCGGCCGCUGGGAGGAUAUUAUUGCUGCGGAACUGCCGGAAGGCGCAGAGCUGUACUGCGUCACCACUGCUAUGAUGCACUAUGCAAAGGGGAUCGCGUUCGCUGCGACCAGUCGUGUUGUGGAAGCAGAGGAAGAGCGAGAACGGUUUCUGGGAGCGAUGAAGCUUGUCCCGGCUUCACGGACGAUCUUCAAUAACCGCUGCAUCGACAUCCUCCGUGUCGGUGAGGCGAUGUUGGAUGGCGAGAUUGCAUAUCGCCGGGGCGAAUACGAUACUGCCUUUUCAUAUCUCCGGGAAGCUGUGAGGAGAGAUGAUUCGUUGCCGUAUGACGAGCCGUGGGGCUGGAUGCAGCCGGCUAGACACGCACUUGGAGCGUUGUUGCUCGAACAGGAUCGCGUCGAGGAGGCUGUAGCCGUAUAUGCUGCGGACCUUGGGGUUGACAGAUCUCUGCCCCGUGCUUUGAGGCAUCCAGCGAAUGUAUGGGCUUCGCAUGGGUAUUUUGAGUGUUUGAUCAAGAUGGGUCAGAAAAACGAGGCGCGUGCCAUGCUGCCGCGACUGAAAGCUGAUUUAGCCUGGGCGGAUGUGCCUAUUAAAUCGUCAUGUUUUUGUCGGCAGAGGACUGGAUGA
Molecule: messenger RNA, 1668 nt
Organism: Penicillium roqueforti
Lineage: Eukaryota; Fungi; Ascomycota; Eurotiomycetes; Eurotiales; Aspergillaceae
Product: TPR domain protein
Exons: 1
Coding region: 1-1668 (555 amino acids)
Cellular component (GO): intracellular anatomical structure
Molecular function (GO): protein binding
Source: RefSeq, a predicted model, not a curated record